AAACGCUUUGAAUGAAGGCUCCAAUCACGAUAUCACCGUACAGCUUCUGCAAAUGUUGGAGGAACGUCAGUAUGUAAUUCACCAUAUAUUAUCAAAAGAUGAUCAUAUGCAAAACUUGUUCUUUACACACAUUGAAGCUGCGCGUCAAAUGGCUAUAUAUUCAGAGGUGCUUAUAGUGGAUGCAACAUACAAGACAAACUUAUAUAAGCUUCCUCUCAUCAACGCUAUUGGUAUUAGCAACAUUGGCAAUGCCAAAGUUCUUAAUACAUAUUAA
Ambispora gerdemannii is the source of this 274-nucleotide messenger RNA. NCBI's taxonomy places the organism in Eukaryota, Fungi, Glomeromycota, Glomeromycetes, Archaeosporales, Ambisporaceae. The record is from the annotation of a GenBank genome assembly.